Messenger RNA from Salvia hispanica, 1206 nucleotides. RefSeq lists its product as uncharacterized. The record is from RefSeq and is a predicted model, not a curated record. NCBI's taxonomy places the organism in Eukaryota, Viridiplantae, Streptophyta, Magnoliopsida, Lamiales, Lamiaceae.
AUGGAGAGUUCAUACUCUGAAGAGCACCUGGGCGGAUACUAUGAAGGAUACUACAGCCCCGAUCAAGGGGGAUCAUAUUAUGACCCAGACUGCUCUAAUGUUUCAUACGACGCACAAGACCCUUAUAUAGAAGAUGAUGCAAAAAUUUGUGCAGGAAUAGAGGAGCAAACCUCCUCCAAGUGGAAAGAAAUACUGGAAGUAAUCAUCAUCGAGAUCCAGGAAAACAAGAAAGUGACAUACCAACAGUUGCUCAAUCUGGAAAGGAACAUAAGUCUGUUGGAGAAAGGACUGGCAACCUUAACUGUGCAAGUGGGGGAGCUGGAGCUCCACAUGGGGGCAUUAGCUACGGCAGUAGGGUGCAGGCACACGCCAGGAACGCUUCUGAGUCUACCAGAGAUCAAUCCUAAAGGAAAGUGCCAUGCCUUGCAGCUGCGAAGUGGGACCACAUAUCAACCUCCGGAAGCAUCGGACCUAGGAAGGGGGAGAAAGAAGAAAGAAAAGGGGCCGACCAACCUAGGUAUUCCCAUCAUCCCAUAUCCCCAGAGAUUGAAGAGCAAAAAGCUGGAUGCCCAAUUCAACAAGUUCUUGGAGGCAAUAAGCAAAGUCCACAUUAACAUUCCAUUGGUGGAAGCACUGCAGCAGAUGCCGAACUAUGCUAAGUUCUUGAAGGAUGUGGUGGCUAAGAAAAGAAAGUGGGGGAAGUACAAGAUGGUGAACCUUACGGAAAACUGCAGUGCUAUACUUCAGAAAGGGCUACCAACCAAGCACAAGGAUCUAGGGAAUUUUAUUUUAUCUUGUGUUUUGGGGAACAAUGUAGAAGGUAAGGCAUUACGUGAUUUGGGAGCAAGUAUUAAUUUAAUGCCUUUAUAUUUUUACAGGAAGCUCGAUAUUGAUAAUCUCCGCCCCACUUCGAUCACCCUACAGAUGGCAGAUAGAACGACAACAACACCAUGGGGGAUCGUCGAGGAUGUUUUGGUAAGAGUUGGUGAAUUCAUUUUUCCCGCUGAUUUUGUAGUAUUGGACAUGCAUGAAGACAAGAAGGUGCCCUUGAUACUAGGAAGACCAUUCCUAGCAACUGGAGGGGCCAUGAUAGACGUUCAAAAGGGGGAGCUGACGUUGCGGCUACAUAAUGAAAGCAUCACCUUCAACAUUUAUAACGCCCUAAUGUUUCAUGGAAAGGAAGGAACAGAAGGCUAUCAAGAGUGA